GGCCUCGCACGAUGCGUGUGCGCACAGCAAACGUUCACACAAUAAAAACCAAACGUAGUACAUAUUAUAUUUUUCCGACGAACCCGACUUAAAUCGAUAUCACUAAAAUAUUCCUGUGAAUUUUGUGAUAAUUUUAUAAUUAGGACGUUUUAAAAUUAAAAUGUCCAUAAAGUGAAUUAAAAAGUGAAUUCAAUAUAAUACUGUGGUUAUCGCUGAAGAAGACAAAAUGAAGUUCACAAUUGACGUUUUGGGGAUUUUUCUUAAAGUCGUCGUUAAGAUUAACAAAGUGACCUUCGCACCGCUAGUGGUGUCAACCCUAUUCAUUCUCCUGACGUCACUGCUGGCUCACUGUGCGAGGAGAGUGGUCCAGAAGGUUGUGAAGGAACCCUUCGUCAGGUUGCUGUUCGAGGAGGCCAUAGCCGCUGCUGAACUAUGCGGGUGCUGCUUUGAACUUAUUGUGGUUGCGGAUAACUUUGGCGUAGCGACGUAUGCGAUAUUCCUGUUUGCUCUGACAAUCUGGUGGUCACUGAACUGGGGAGACGCUACCGCCUGUCCUUAUACUCAUAUCGAAGAUGUUAUUGAAGGUAAGGGUGACAUCCGGAAGGCUCUUCUUAAAACCUGGGCAGAACUGACCGGUGGUAUCCUGGUCUUCAAAUACGUGCAGAUGUACUGGGCACUGGAAAUCUCUGAAACACACAAGGAUAAGGCAUUCGAAGACUGCAAGGCUGACUUACAGGUUCCUGUGAUCUACGGUGCGGUGGUUGAAGGUAUAGCAACGUGCCUCUGUCGCCUCGCCUCAAGAGGUCUCGGGGACCUCAACCCUCGCUUCGCAACGGCCAUCGACUCCUUCAUCGGAACCUCCCUCGUUGUAGCUGCUUUUGACUACUCUGGAGGUUAUUUCAACCCUGUGCUGGCGACGUCUCUUAAGGCUGGCUGUGAAGGUCAUACCAUGUUAGAGCAUGCUGUAGUCUACUGGAUAGGAGCAUGUGCGGGAUCUCUUCUAUCAGUAUACGUUUACAAGUUGCCAGCCAUCCAGAAGUUUGUCAGAGGAAGCAGCGUGGCGAACGGAGACAGUAUUUGGGCGGAAAAAGAAGAUUAGAACAAUUCUUCUGUUGUGUCUCAAAAUUAGAGCGUGUAUGCUGGAAAGUUUUAAACAAUAUUAUGUCCAAGUAAAUGAUGUUACAGAUGUGAAGAAAACAGUAUUUUUUCUCAUUAUUUCGUAUAAUUCAAAACAGUAUUAAAAAGCCUUCAUAUUAUAUUAUUAGUCUGUCUAAACAUGUUAUCACGUUAAUCAAAUUAUUCAGACCGUUAUUAACCUCAAAAGAAAUAAUGAGAAAACGAAAUCUAAUUUAGUUAUUUUUACGUUUUGCAAUGCUAGCACUUCAGUUGGAAAAGGUUUUAAUAUAAGUAGAAAUUGAGUGUAGCUAAGUAAUUAUUUUCAAAUUUUUGCUUAUAUUACAGUUUUAUGAUUGUUAAAAGAUUAUUUUGAAGGCAUAAAAGUAAUGGCGUUCUGUUGGAUUUCAAGCAUAUUUUAAAAGAUUGAAAAGUUCUAGCUGACAGUUCAUGUACUAUCUAUAAUUUAUAACCAUCUAAGUGAUCCAGCAUACACAAAAUUUUUACGCUAC
Molecule: messenger RNA, 1625 nt
Organism: Spodoptera exigua (beet armyworm)
Lineage: Eukaryota; Metazoa; Arthropoda; Insecta; Lepidoptera; Noctuidae
Source: the annotation of a GenBank genome assembly